Messenger RNA from Macroventuria anomochaeta, 3668 nucleotides. RefSeq lists its product as uncharacterized. The record is from RefSeq and is a predicted model, not a curated record. NCBI's taxonomy places the organism in Eukaryota, Fungi, Ascomycota, Dothideomycetes, Pleosporales, Didymellaceae. Gene Ontology annotation, molecular function: DNA binding; DNA-binding transcription factor activity, RNA polymerase II-specific; zinc ion binding. The coding region runs from base 360 to 3455 and encodes 1031 amino acids. Gene Ontology annotation, biological process: regulation of DNA-templated transcription; DNA-templated transcription. Gene Ontology annotation, cellular component: nucleus. The transcript has 2 exons.
CGCGCAGUGAGGCCUGACAGGCCGAGGGCACCCGCUGUUCUGCUCUUUGGAGCUCCCCACAGUCAGUGCAUGCUCCUGCGAUUCAAGAAACUAGCGCCCCACAUCACUCAGGUAGAGCCGCCUCUUCUGCGCCCAGUGUGGAGAAGACGAAGCCCGCUCUCUAGCCCUGCGUGUGUUCGUCUGUGCCGGUCUCUGCUCGCACCUUUUGCCUAACAAUACCCCCGAGAGUCACCCGCACUGCACCCGACAUGAUGCUGCUUUGACUGGAAUACUUCUUGUUGUAGAUACACUGAGCUCAGCGUCUCUGUCUGCUCCACAUUCAAUGCGACCCUUACCUCUGCAGCUCCGCGCCCAAUGACAUGGCCGACUCCGGCGCAACCGCAGCCAUCAUGACCUCCUCUUCGCACCCGCACUUCGACCACGACGACGCCCUGGGUCUGGCCGAGUAUGGGCUUGCGCCUGCGAAUAGCAAUGCCCUCGGCACCAGCCCCAGUAAUAUGAUGGGGCAAUACCCCGACUUCGACAUGGCCUUUGCGCAUACACAGAACCCGGGAUAUCCAGGUGCCCAGGUCCACAGAGGCAGCGUGGGCGGCGUGAGCGAAGACAACAUGAGUGGCGGAGGCAGUGUGCAUCCGCCCGGCCUAAGCAUCGGUGGCAGUCCAGGCGUGUUGGCGCAAGAAGGACACAAUACCAGCCCUGAGAGUGCGCCUGCGAUGGGCAUGCUGAACAUUGGCGACAUGCACAACUCAUCUGCUCAGGGCCUGAAACUUGAAGGAAAUGACAGCGCAAACUUUUGCGCCACAGCAAAGCGCACAAAGGAAACCGAGCAAGAUACGCCACAGUGGAGCGAGAUGAAGACGAAAGCUGGGAAAGAGAGGAAGAGACUACCACUUGCGUGCAUUGCGUGCAGGAGAAAGAAGAUCCGCUGCUCGGGCGAGAAGCCGUCGUGCAAGCACUGCGUCAGGAGCAGGAUACCGUGCGUGUACAAAGUCACAACGAGGAAAGCAGCGCCGAGGACGGACUACAUGGCUAUGUUGGACAAGCGCUUGAAGCGCAUGGAAGAUCGUGUGAUCAAACUUAUACCAAAAGAAAGCCUACCCUCAGUGGCGAAUGUAGGCAGAUCAGUCGUCAAGCCUGCGAUACCCGGCGCACCGCCGAAGACACCAGCGACCAAGAAACGACAAGCAGAAGAAGCGUUCGGAAAUGAGUUGGACGAGUGGGCGAAGUCCAAGGGCAGGGAUUCAGACGCAACAGGGAUGGCGGGAACAUCAAAGGAGUCGGAUGAGAACAAGCUGCUUACCGAAGGCGCGGAGAGUUUGCCCUCGAAAGAGAUCCAGGAACACCUCGCCGAGGUGUAUUUUGACUACGUUUACGGCCAGAGCUACCCUCUGCUGCACAAACCGAGCUUCAUGCGGCGGUUGAACACAGGGAAGGUGCCGCCAGUGCUCAUCCUGGCUAUGUGUGCGAUCUCAGCGCGCUUCUCGACACACCCGCAAUUACGGACAGAACCAUGUUUCUUACGAGGCGACGAUUGGGCGCAAAGGGCGCGGGAGAUUGCGUUGAAGCGGUACGAUUCGCCGAACAUCACGAUCCUUAUAGUCUACCUGCUGCUUGGUCUCCACGAAUUUGGCACAUGCCAGGGUGGACGAAGCUGGAUGUUUGGCGGCAUGGCGCAGAGGAUGGCGUACGCUCUGCAGCUGCACAAGGAGAACGAAUACGAUCCAUUGGUCAAUGAUCCGGAGAAGAAACCGCUCAGCGCGACAGAUCAAGAGAUUCGACGGAGGACUAUGUGGUCGUGCUUCUUGAUGGAUCGAUUCAACUCGUCUGGCACAGAUCGACCGCUCUUCGUACAUGAGCAGUACAUUGAGGUGCAAUUGCCGGUCAAGGAACACCUUUACGUUCACGAAAUCCAUGCACCGACCGAAAACUUAGAAGGCGCUGUGCCAAACCCGGUUCCACCUGAUAGCGGGCAACUAGCGAACCCGCGCGAAAACAUGGGCGUCACAGCGUACACUGUUCGAUUAGUGUGCGUAUGGGGGAAAUUGAUCAAGUAUAUGAACCUCGGUGGCAAAGAGCGAGAACCGGAGCCAAUGUGGUCACUAGAGUCGACGUUCCAUGCCAUCAAGAAGGAAGCCAUGGACUUCAAGGAUUCGUUACCUGAAAUGCUGGUCUAUACACCGGAAAACCUGAAGAGCCAUGCCAUUGGCAAAACUGCAAAUUCGUUUUUGUACCUACACAUCCUCUGGCAGCAGAUCAUGCUUUUCAUGCAUCGGUUUGCGCUACCUUCAACAGCAGGCGCGCGGCCACCGAAAGAUAUGCCACACGACUUCCUCACAAACUCAGCGCGCACGGCGCUCGAAUCCGCAAACCAGAUUUCGAUCCUCAUCAAUGAGGCCAUGGACCACAACGUCGUUGCACCCUUCGCUGGAUACUCCGCAUUCUUCUCGUCGACCGUUCACGUCCAUGGUGUGUUCUCGAAGAAUGCGAAGCUCGAAGCGCAAUCGAAAAAGUACCUGGCCUACAACGUCAAGUAUCUGACGAAGAUGAAGAAGUACUGGGGCAUGUUCCAGUACGUUGCCGAGAACCUGAAGGAUCUGUAUCGACAGCACGCAGACGCGCAGAUGAAAGGACCUGGAGCAAGCGCCGACGGGAAGAGCAAAGGCAGCAUAUUCCAGUACGGCGAUUGGUUCGAUCGAUACCCACACGGCGUUUCAAAGACAGACUACGAGGAUGCUGCAGAGCCGAAAGCCAACGAGCCCGGCACUGAUGCUGUACUUGGCGAGAAGAGCGAUCUCCAGAGUGUUGAAGAGUUCUUUGCGUCGCUCUCACCACCUUCUAAGGCAGAUCAUCACAAACAAGCACGAAAGACCAAGUCAAAACCUGUCUCAAAAGCAACUGCGAACACAGCAGAAGCAUCCAAGCCACAACGCCAGAAUAGCACCAAAGCACAGCAAUCCGCCCCUUCUCAUCUCCAGCACCAACAACCAAUAUCACACAUCUCCAUCACAAACGACACAACCAUGUCCACCCCGCCAACCACCACCUUCGACCCCGCCACUUACUUCCCUCAACAAAACCAACCUACGUCGCAGCAAUUCAUCGCCGAAUUCGCCGGUCCACACACGCUCCUCCAAACCGGCACCUCUCCCUCUCUAACCCACCUCCCACACCUCCAAAACCCGCAGGCCCACCCGCAGACCCAUAUAGACAUGUCGCCCUUCCCUGACCUAUCCGCCGACUUCAACGCAACCUUUUGGAACCUAGAAGUGAUGGAUAUGGGCAACAACAACUUCUUUGAUCCGAUGAGCAGCUAUUUCGUGCCGUUUAACGUUGAUCCGCCGAACAUGAUGGGCGGGGGAGGUGAUGGCGUGUUUGAAAGCCAGAGUGGCACGGAUUAUGGGUUUGGACUAGGGCAGGGACAGAAUGGGAUGGAUGGUUUUGAUGGGAGUGGCUGAGGCGAUGUCUCGGAGACGACCAGAUCGAAGAUAUCACGUCGGUGGAGAAAAUCAGAGUGGUGGAGAACUAUCUUGCUCGUACCCAUACGUGGGUGGAUGUUGUACACGAAGCUUCACAGAGAAGGGUAUGGAUGUAUAUGUAGGGACGCUUUGUUAUGUUCGUACCAACCUAAUGGUGUGCAGCGCGACAGCGUUGUCCAUGUUCUCAUGAUA